GCGCACUAACAGCAGAGAGACGCCGACGGACUACACGUCUCCUCUACUUGCCCCGAAAGGAUGGAUUAUUAAUUUCGGUUAUUUCAGUUUGAAUUUGAAAGGCACUUCAUGAUGUGGUCGACGGGCUUAAGCAGAGCUUUCCCUCAAAAUGUGGAUUUUUUCUUGACUUGAGUGAAACGCUCCAUCGUUAGAAAACGCAACGCAACCUCUCAAACGUUGGCUCGGUCCAGCAGCGCCGCCUAGCGGAGUGAGUGGUGUACUACACCAAGGGAUCCUCGUCUGCACCGCUCGCCGCUCUCCUCACGGACAUGGCUGACUCAAUGUACUCGGACCUGAUCGCCAGGCACUACAACUACACAGGCAAGCUCCGCAAACAGGAGCAGGACUCGGGCCUGAAGGCGGACUCCGUCAUCUUCAUCAUCGUGUGCUGCUUCAUCAUCCUGGAGAACGUCCUGGUGCUGCUCACCAUCUGGAGAACCAAGAAGUUCCACAAGCCCAUGUACUACUUCAUCGGGAACCUGGCCCUGUCGGACCUGCUGGCCGGGGUGGUGUACACGGCCAACAUCCUGCUGUCGGGGGCCAACACCUACCGGCUGUCGCCCACGCAGUGGUUCUUCCGCGAGGGCAGCAUGUUCGUGGCGCUGGCGGCGUCCGUCUUCAGCCUCCUGGCCAUCGCCAUCGAGCGCCACCUGACCAUGCUGAAGAUGAAGCUGCACAACAACGGCAACGCCUGGCGCGUCUUCAUGCUGAUCAGCACGGUGUGGAUGAUCGCGGCGGUGCUCGGCGGCCUGCCCGUCAUGGGCUGGAACUGCAUCGGCAGCAUGCGGCGCUGCUCCACCGUGCUGCCGCUCUACCACAAGGCCUACAUCCUGUUCUGCACCACCGUCUUCAGCAUCAUCCUCAUGGCCAUCGUGGUGCUGUACGCGCGCAUCUACGCGCUGGUGCGCACGCGCAGCCGCAAGCUGGUCUUCCGCAAGGUGUCCGGAAACGGGCGCGGCGGCGCGGCCGGCAAGAGCUCGGAGAAGUCGCUGGCGCUGCUCAAGACCGUCAUCAUCGUGCUGAGCUGCUUCAUCGCCUGCUGGGCGCCGCUCUUCAUCCUGCUGCUGCUGGACGUGGCGUGCGAGACGGGCGCGUGCCCCAUCCUCUACAAGGCCGAGUGGUUCCUGGCGCUGGCCGUGCUCAACUCGGCCAUGAACCCGCUCAUCUACACGCUGACCAGCAACGAGAUGCGCCGCGCCUUCCUGCGCAUGCUGCUGUGCACCGCCUGCUCCAGCCUGCAGGGCGGCGCCGGGGGCAAGUUCCCCCGGCCCAUCAUCGGCGCCGAGUUCAGCCGCAGCAAGUCGGACAACUCGUCCCACCCCAACAAGGAGGAGCCGGAGUACUCACCCCGCGAGACCAUCGUCUCCUCGGGCAACAUCACCUCCUCCUCGUAGAGCACACACACACCACCCCACCCCCCCGCCCCAGCCUAUGUGUGUGUGUGUGUGUAUCUUUGUCCACAUCUUCCUCUGCCCUCCACUAGUGAAUGUACCUGUGUGUUUCUCAGACUGUACUUAUGUGAAGGAUGUACAUAAUUCUCUGAGUGUGCGUGUAUGAGUGUGUGUGUGUGUGUGUGUGUGUGUGUGAGAGAGAGAGAGACAGCGAGAGUGAGUGUGUGUGUGUGUCUGUGUGUGUGCGUGCGUGCGUGCGAGUGUUUGAGUGUGUUUAUCUGUAAAUGUGUUUUAUAGUGUAUAAAGACAAAAAAGCUCCACAGCUGGUGAAUCAUACUGGACUAGAGUUGGGGUAGAGGAACCACAGAGCCGGGCCUGUUCUGGUCCAGUUCUGGGCCUGUUCUGGCUCUAAUCCGGCUCAGAGCCGUUCACCGUCGGCAGCCGGGAGGGAGGGAGGGAGGGGCUAAACUGGAACAAACAGAGACAAGAGACCCGAUGCCUCUCCUGCUCGGCCUCAUGGGAAGCUCUCCCACUGCCUGGAGGACUGCCAGCUCACCGGCCUCAGAGACAGUAAGACAACAACAACAACAACAACAACAACAACAACAACACAGCCUCUUCAGAGGGGUAUUUCACAAAAGCAGAAUUAAGACAUCCAAGAUAAUCGAUAAAGCCAGGUUUGACAUAGCGUUCUCUAGUCAUCCUUGCUAAACUCGUUUCACGAACGCCAAUCCAGGAUGAACAGGAGCGUCUAUGUCAAGCCAGGUGUAAGUUAUUCGGGAUGUGUGCGCGUUCUCGUUUCUCCCCCAAAUAACUCAUGGUUGGAAUAAAAAAGACGCAAUAAAUAGCGUCUUGCACACAAAGUUAACAACCGCUUUUGAUAUAGACAACAACGAGGUAAAGUUUUACUUUUUUGGAUGGGGAAUCAUAAUUAUUUCUGUUACAUAGCGGGAGUAGGUGUGUCAGACCAACUGAAUGCAAAUUUACGUAUGCACCCACGUGUGAGAGCUUCCUUGUCUCGGCACGCAACGUCAUUAAGAAAGCGCUUGCCUCCGCAAAGAUGCACAAAGUAUGACUAUAUAUCUUUAUUCUGUCUUUAAACGAAAUUAGUUGAAAACACCUUCGAAAUAUGUCCCCUCCACUUCCAAUCAACUACUACAGUAGGCUAUUCAUCAAAUGUCAGUCAAAAAAAGAUGCAAACAACGAUUUUGUAAUUAAUUUUAAGGCCACCAUAAUUUAAAUGAUAUCUAAAUGGUAUUGGGCAGACAUUCUGUUGUGUUUUGCGAGUAAAUGCAAGUAGCAAAUAGUAUAUAAAUGGAAUACAGCUCUUUCAAAAAUCGCAUGCAGGUCUGAUUUGAAUGACAGCUAGCUGAACCAAUCAGAUAAUGUAAUUACCAUUAGAAUUAACUUAUCUUGGCUGUUAGCCUGGUCGGGAGCAGGCUAGCUUCAGAGAAUAAAUUCCCAUGGCAAUUUAUGUAGCAUCUCUUUUGUGAAACCGAGUCAAGGGUAAAUUCAUCCAGGAUAACCAAAAAAUCCCGGCUUAAUCCCUUAUCUAGGUUUUGUGAAAUACCCCUCUGGACCACAGGGCAGCACUUAACCUGAGCUCUGUGAUUGGUUGAUGAGUCUAAUGCAACCUUGCAGUGGAGAGAUCGAAGGUCAGGGCUCAGAGGUCAGCAUGCUCCUGUGCGAGCCUCGGCGCCCUCAGUAAGCAUGGACCAUGUGUGUGUAUGUGUGUGGGUGUGUGUGUGUGUGGGUGUGUGUGUGUGUGUGUGUGUGUGUGUGUGUGUGUGUGUAAAUGUCUGCGUUCCUUUACUCUCAUUGGAUGAGCUCUAUAGGCCACUAGAAUGGACUGUUUGGUUACUGUGUGUUACUGUACGUCUGGACUGGUGGGAGGAGACGGCUGCGCUGCGCGAAGGUCUGACGUCUGACGCCGCUGCCCAGUGUUGACGUCUGGCGUGUGAUUGGGCCCCUGCCCUCCUGCUGGCGCCCAUGCAGGCCCUGCCAUCUCAGCGCUGGCACUUCACGAAGCCACUGGCACGCCAGGAUUGGUACCAGCCGAGCUUCCCCAGGCACUGUGCACAGAGCAGAACAGAUGAAUUUCCGCCGUUGCCACAGGGAGAACUUACGGAGAUGUGUGCGGUUCAACCCAAUUGGAGAACCCCCCACCUGCCCCCCUCAGCAACAGAAGAACACUUAAAUAGCACAUAGACAUGAAGGGCAUGACUGUUAGCACUUGAUGAUGCCCCUACAGAGAUAGCUGUACAGAAGUGAGUGUGUGUGUGUGUGUGUGUGUGUGUGUGUGUGUGUGUGUGUGUGUGUGUGUAUGUGUGUCAUUCCCGUUUGUGAAGGUCUAGCGGUCCACGUCAGCCCAGAGCUGACCUACCAGGGACGUCUUGUGUUCCGGGGGGCUCUGCCCGCAGUCCGUCCGCCACGUUCCUCUCUGGAUUUGCACAGUGUAACAUUCCUGUUGUGUGUGUUUUCGUAGCUCUUAAUAAAUAUUUGCAAUAAAAUAUGUCAGUCAAAA
This is a messenger RNA of Sardina pilchardus (European sardine), 3954 nucleotides long. It is a transcript of the gene s1pr1, whose product is annotated as sphingosine-1-phosphate receptor 1. Gene Ontology annotation, molecular function: sphingosine-1-phosphate receptor activity. Lineage: Eukaryota; Metazoa; Chordata; Actinopteri; Clupeiformes; Clupeidae. Gene Ontology annotation, cellular component: cytoplasm; plasma membrane. The coding region runs from base 309 to 1433 and encodes 374 amino acids. Gene Ontology annotation, biological process: angiogenesis; sphingosine-1-phosphate receptor signaling pathway; adenylate cyclase-activating G protein-coupled receptor signaling pathway. The record is from RefSeq and is a predicted model, not a curated record. The transcript has 2 exons.